UGGUGUAUUGAUCUGCACGGUCACUCUCUAUGUGAGCACGGUCCAUCGUAGGCGGGAGCAGCAACGGUCCAGUGUGCUCUGUUCAGGAGGGGCCCCAGUGUAGAGGUAGCACUGUGCCUGUGUGGUGCAUACCGAAGCCUCGGUACCUGCCUGCCUUUCGUUCAGUUGUGUGGAGCAGCUAGUUUCAUACAGGGAGAUAUCAGACUGCUCGGUGAACAGGACCCGACUGCUGCUUCGCUUCACACCAGGUGACCACGUUGCUCUGGUAAACCCCAGGUAAGAUGUCUCAUCGGAGUGGGCAAGAGGACCCAGAGCGGUACCUGUUUGUGGACCGGGCUGUCGUUUACAACCCGGCCACACAGGCCGACUGGACGGCAAAGAAGCUGGUGUGGAUACCCUCAGAGCGCCAUGGCUUUGAGGCGGCCAGUAUUCGUGAAGAGCGUGGCGAGGAGGUGCAGCUGGAGCUGGCCGAGAACGGUAAGAAGGUGGUGAUCAACAAGGAUGACAUCCAGAAGAUGAACCCGCCCAAGUUCAGCAAGGUGGAAGAUAUGGCCGAGCUCACCUGCCUGAACGAGGCGUCCGUGCUGCACAACCUGAAGGACCGCUACUACUCGGGACUCAUAUACACGUACUCUGGCCUGUUCUGUGUGGUUAUCAACCCUUACAAGAACCUGCCCAUCUAUUCAGAGAACAUCAUUGAGAUGUACAGAGGGAAGAAGAGGCACGAGAUGCCUCCACACAUCUAUGCCAUCUCUGAGUCAGCAUACCGCUGCAUGCUUCAAGAUCGUGAGGACCAAUCAAUCCUUUGCACAGGUGAAUCAGGAGCUGGCAAGACCGAGAACACGAAGAAGGUCAUCCAGUACCUGGCCCACGUUGCCUCCUCACACAAAGGACGCAAAGACCACAACAUUCCUCCCGAAUCUCCCAAAGCAUUCAAGCUCCAGGGUGAGCUGGAACGCCAGCUCCUGCAAGCCAACCCCAUCCUUGAAUCUUUUGGCAAUGCCAAGACAGUGAAAAAUGACAACUCAUCUCGCUUUGGGAAGUUCAUCAGAGUCAACUUUGACGUCACAGGCUACAUCGUCGGGGCCAAUAUUGAAACUUACCUUCUGGAGAAGUCGAGGGCCAUCAGACAGGCCAAAGACGAGAGGACCUUCCACAUUUUCUACCGCCUGCUGGCAGGGGCUGGAGAGCAUCUCCGAACGGACCUGCUCCUCGAAGGCUUUAGCAACUACCGCUUCCUGUCAAACGGUAACGUCACCAUCCCUGGACAGCAGGACAAGGAUAAUUUCCAGGAGACUCUGGAUGCCAUGCACAUCAUGAGCUUCACCCAUGAAGAGAUAGUCUGCUUGUUGAAGGUGGUCUCUGCAGUGAUGCAGUUUGGCAACAUUAUCUUUAAGAAAGAGAGAAACACUGAUCAGGCUUCCAUGCCUGAGAACACAGUGGCGCAGAAGCUCUGCCACCUGCUUGGGAUGAAUGUGAUGGAGUUCACCAGAGCUAUCCUCACCCCAAGGAUCAAAGUGGGACGGGACUACGUGCAGAAGGCUCAGACCAAAGAACAGGCUGACUUUGCAGUUGAAGCCCUGGCCAAGGCAACAUAUGAGCGGCUGUUCCGCUGGCUGGUCCACCGCAUCAACAAAGCCCUGGACAGGACCAAACGUCAGGGGGCGUCUUUCAUCGGCAUCCUGGAUAUCGCUGGCUUUGAGAUCUUUGAGCUGAACUCGUUUGAGCAGCUGUGCAUCAACUACACCAACGAGAAGCUGCAGCAGCUCUUCAACCACACCAUGUUCAUCCUGGAGCAGGAGGAGUACCAGAGGGAGGGCAUCGAGUGGAGCUUCAUCGACUUCGGCCUCGACCUGCAGCCGUGCAUCGACCUCAUUGAGAGGCCGACUAACCCGCCUGGUAUCCUCGCUCUGCUGGACGAGGAGUGCUGGUUUCCCAAGGCCACCGACAAAACCUUUAUAGACAAGGUGCUCCAGGAGCAGGGCACACACACCAAGUUUCAGAAGCCGCGUCAGCUCAAGGACAAAGCCGACUUCUGCGUCAUUCACUACGCAGGGAGGGUGGACUAUAAAGCCGAUGAAUGGCUUAUGAAGAACAUGGAUCCUCUGAAUGACAAUGUGGCCACACUGCUGCACCAGUCAACUGACAAGUUUGUGGCUGAGCUCUGGAAAGACGCUUUGAUGCUCUCUACACAUUUACCAGUGAAACCAGCAUUAAUGCAGUUACCUCGCCGUUUCUCUUCAACUCAUUUUCCGUACCCAGUCGACAGAAUCGUGGGUCUGGACCAGGUUACAGGCAUGAAUGAGACGGCGUUUGGUGCCGCUUACAAGACCAAGAAAGGCAUGUUCCGCACUGUGGGACAGCUGUACAAGGAGCAGUUAUCGAAGCUGAUGGCCACGCUGAGGAACACCAAUCCUAACUUUGUCCGCUGCAUCAUCCCGAACCAUGAGAAAAGGGCUGGUAAACUGGACCCCCACCUGGUUCUGGACCAGCUGAGGUGUAAUGGUGUGCUGGAGGGGAUUCGUAUCUGCAGACAGGGCUUCCCCAACCGCAUCGUCUUCCAGGAGUUCAGACAGAGGUAUGAGAUCCUCACUCCUAACGCCAUUCCCAAGGGCUUCAUGGAUGGCAAGCAGGCCUGUGAGAGAAUGAUUAAAGCCCUGGAGCUGGACGGCAACCUGUUCCGUAUCGGCCAGAGUAAGAUCUUCUUCAGGGCUGGAGUCCUGGCCCACUUGGAGGAAGAGAGGGACCUGAAGAUCACUGACAUCAUCAUUUACUUCCAGGCCGUCUGUCGGGGGUAUCUGGCACGCAAGUCCUUUGCAAAGAAGCAGCAGCAGCUCAGUGCUCUGAAGGUUCUCCAGAGGAACUGCGCUGCCUACUUGAAGCUGCGUCACUGGCAGUGGUGGAGACUCUUCACCAAGGUGAAGCCUCUGCUGCAGGUGACCAGGCAGGAAGAGGAGAUGCAGGCUAAAGAUGAGGAGCUGGUCAAGGUGAAAGAGAAGCAGACCAAGGUGGAGGGAGAGCUAGUGGAGAUGGGGAGGAAACACCAGCAGUUAGUGGAGGAGAAGAACAUCCUAGCAGAGCAGCUGCAGGCGGAGACAGAGCUGUUCGCUGAGGCCGAGGAGAUGCGAGCUCGUCUGGCUUCCAAAAAGCAAGAGUUGGAGGAGAUCCUGCAUGACCUGGAGUCCCGGCUGGAGGAAGAAGAAGAGAGGAACCAGGGCACGCAGAACGAGAAGAAGAAGAUGCAGACCCAUAUCCAGGACCUGGAAGAACAGCUGGAUGAGGAGGAGGCUGCCAGGCAGAAGCUGCAGCUGGAGAAAGUGACGACUGAGGCCAAGAUGAAGAAAUUUGAAGAGGACAUUUUGCUACUAGAAGACCAUAACUCCAAGUUCAUCAAGGAAAAGAAGCUGUUGGACGACCGGGUCAACGAGAUGACCUCGACGCUGGCUGAAGAGGAAGAGAAGGCCAAGAACCUGAGCAAGGUCAAGAACAAGCAGGAGAUCAUGAUGGUCGACCUGGAGGAGAGACUGAAGAAGGAGGAGAAGACCCGUCAGGAGCUGGAGAAGGCUAAGAGGAAGCUGGAUGGGGAGACGUCCGACUUUCAGGACCAGAUAGCCGAGCUACAGACGCAGAUAGAGGAGCAGAAAGUUCAGCUGGGCAAGAAGGAAGAUGAGCAGCAGACGAUGCAGACGAGGGGUGAGGACGAGGUUAGCCAGAAGAACAACGCUCUGAAAAAUGUGCGGGAGCUGCAGGCCCAGCUGUCUGAGCUGCAGGAGGACCUCGAGUCAGAGAAAGGAGCCAGGAACAAGGCCGAGAAACUGAAGAGGGACUUGAGCGAAGAGCUAGAGGCCCUUAAGACUGAACUGGAGGACACCCUUGAUACAACCGCUGCCCAGCAGGAACUUAGGACCAAGCGUGAACAGGAAGUCACAGAGCUGAAGAAGACCAUCGAGGAGGAAACUAAAAACCAUGAAUCUCAGAUCCAGGAGAUGCGACAGAGACAUGGCACUAUCUUGGAAGAGCUGUCUGAACAGCUGGAACAGGCCAAGAGGUUCAAGGCCAACCUGGAGAAGACCAAGCAGAGCCAGGACACAGCCAACAAGGAGCUGGCCGGCGAGGUCAAGGGCCUGCAGCAGGCGAAGACGGAGUCCGAGCACAAGAGGAAGAAACUGGAGGCUCAGCUGCAGGAGUCCACGGCCAGAGUCACUGAGGGAGAGAGGGCCAAGGGAGAACUGGCCGAACGCACACACAAACUGCAGACUGAGUUGGACAAUGUGUCGACCAUUCUGGAAGAUGCAGAGAGGAAGGGGAUCAAGAUGGCCAAAGAUGUUGCUGGACUAGAAAGUCAGCUACAAGACACACAGGAGCUGCUCCAGGAGGAGACGCGUCAGAAACUAAACCACAGCAGUCGUAUACGCCAGCUGGAGGAGGAGAAGAACGCUCUGCAGGAGCAGCAGGAGGAGGACGAGGAGGCGCGCAAGAAUGUGGAGAAACAGUUGUUGAGCGUACAGGCUCAGCUGUCAGAGAGCAAGAAGAAGCUGGAGGACGACGUCGGAACAAUCGAGAGCCUGGAGGAGAUGAAGAAGAAGUUGCAGAAGGACCUGGAGCUGGCCAGCCAGCGUCUGGAAGAGAAGACCAUCGGCUUUGAGAAGAUGGAAAAGACAAAGACCCGGCUGCAACAGGAGCUGGAUGAUCUGACUGUAGACUUGGAUCACCAGAGGCAGAUCGUCUCCAGCCUGGAGAAGAAACAGAAGAAGUUUGAUCAGAUGCUGGCUGAGGAGAAGAGCAUCUCGUCUCGUUACGCUGAAGAGCGUGACCGCGCUGAAGCUGAGGCCAGGGAGAAAGAGACCAAAGCUCUGUCCAUGACCAGAGCUCUGGACGAAGCACUGGAGGCCAAAGAGGAGCUGGAGAGGGUCAACAAGCAGCUUCGUGCUGAAAUGGAAGAUCUGAUGAGCUCCAAGGAUGACGUGGGCAAGAACGUCCACGAGCUGGAGAAGUCCAAGCGUACUCUGGAUCAGCAGCUGGAGGAGAUGAAGACUCAGCUGGAGGAGCUGGAGGACGAGCUGCAGGGCACAGAGGACGCCAAGCUGCGUUUGGAGGUCAACAUGCAGGCCAUGAAGGCCCAGUAUGAGAGAGACCUUCAGGGCCGGGACGACCAAAACGAUGAGAAGAAGAGAGCGCUGGUCAAGCAGGUGCGAGAGAUGGAGACAGAGUUGGAGGACGAGAGGAAGCAGAGAGCUUUGGCUGUAGCUGCUAAAAAGAAGCUGGAGAUGGAUCUGAAGGAUAUAGAGGGUCACAUAGAAGGAGCUAACAAGGCUCGAGACGAAGCCAUCAAACAGCUGCGCAAGUUACAGGCCCAAAUGAAGGACUACCAGCGGGAGUUGGAAGACGCCCGAGCUUCUAGAGAUGAUAUUUUCGCUUUAUCCAAGGAAAAUGAGAAGAAACUCAAGAGUCUGGAGGCUGAGAUUGUGCAGCUACAUGAGGACCUGGCAGCAUCUGAGAGAGGCCGGCGCCAUGCAGAGCAGGAACGGGACGAGCUGCAAGAUGAAAUCUCAAACAGCACCUCUGGAAAGUCUGCUCUGAUGGAUGAGAAGAGGAGGCUGGAGGCUCGCAUCGCCCAGCUGGAGGAGGAGCUGGAAGAGGAGCAGGGUAACAUGGAGCUGCUCAACGACCGCUUCAGAAAGACAACCAUGCAGGUGGACACCCUGACUACAGAGUUGAGUGCGGAGCGCAGCACAUCCCAAAAGAGCGAAAACGCUCGCCAGCAAUUGGAGCGUCAAAACAAGGAGCUGCGGGCCAAGCUGGGCGAGCUGGAGGGGUCUGUGAAGAACAGGUUCAAGGCCUCCAUCACCGCCCUGGAGGCCAAGAUAGGACAGCUGGAGGAGCAGCUGGAGCAGGAGGCCAAGGAGCGAGCAGCAGCCAACAAGACUGUGAGAAGGACCGAGAAGAAGCUGAAAGAAAUCUACAUGCAAGUGGAGGAUGAGCGUCGCCAUGCCGACCAGUUUAAAGAACAAGUGGAAAAGGCUAGCUCUCGUAUGAAGCAGCUGAAGCGUCAGCUGGAGGAGGCUGAGGAGGAAGCCACGAGGGCCAACGCCUCGCGCAGGAAACUGCAGAGAGAGCUGGACGACGCCACCGAGGCCAGCGAGGGUCUGAGCCGCGAGGUGCACACACUCAAGAACCGCCUCAGGCGUGGCGGCCCCAUCAGCUUCUCCUCCAGUCGCCCAGGCAGACGCCCGCUUCAGGUCGAGGGAACUUCCUUAGACCUCCUGUCCGAUGACGAGCUGGAAAACAAGAUCACCGACAACAAUGCCAAUGAGACGCCGCCGCCGCCGCCGCCCCAGCCGGAGUAGAAGAGAGAAAGCCUUAAACUGUUGCUCUCCCUUCUACGCAUCAGCUCUCAGCCCCGACAGAAUUACUUAGACCCCCCAGCUUGAAUAGGGACUCUUCUAGGUCUGUUCUCUCCAAACACACGUAGCAUGAUCUAAGCAAGAAAACCCCAGACCUUACUCCUCCACUCUAAACCUUAGCACACACCAGCAGUUGGACCCCCAACGCUCUCUUUAUCGCCCCAAGUUGUAAGAAGCACGACUCUGCCUUACCCCACUUUCUCAAGCUGCAGGGCUGCGUAAUAUAAAAGCCACUUCCAUCAUGCGCUGAGUUUGGACUACAACAGUUACUCCAAGGCACAUAAAUUGCAUAUGUUGUCAACUAAAAGCCCCCUCAUCCAUUAUUGCAGAGAUUAUAAUCACGUAAACCGUCUGAUUGAGCUCAUAAUUCAGUGCGUGCACAUGUGAGUGGAUGAUAGCUAUCCUCCGUCGGAGUAUUGAGCUGUUUAAAAUGCUUCCACGUGGUACAAUAACAGCGUUGCAUCAUGGGAAAGGAACAGAUCGUGAUGAAAGAAAACAACUUUCUGACUAUUUUUGCAUCAAUAUCCAACAUAUACAGUAUGUCCAUCAUGUGAAUCAGUGUAGUUUUAGUUAGUUGAACUGUAACUGAAUAGUAUUUUCCCAGUCCUAUGCUAGGAUUGUUUGCUUGCUUAUGAAUAUAGAAAUGUGACUGUAAGCCGCCUCAGUGCUUCUGACGGUGUUUGACAGUAGGUCCGUGUUGACUUGUAAUUAUUCGAUGCGAGUGCUGAAAGCGUUCUUUUGCGUAUUUCUUCUGCUUCUGUGCCUUUUUUUCGCUCACUCGAAACUCUAAACCCAUUUACAACACAUAUGCUGUUCAUAUAUUGAACCAUGCCUAAUUUCAUGAAGGUAUUUUCAUAAAAUAUUCAUACAUUUGCAUAUGUAAUGAGCUAAUAGUGGGAAACUGGUUUUCUUUCAUUUGUACGUCCUGCUACAGCUUCCAUGUUACCACAGUGAUUGAUAUGUCGAACCGUGCGGGAUUCUUUGUAGAUGGGUGCUAUGACUUUUCUUAUUGAUAACUUUUAUACUUUUUGAGUUAUUAAGUUUUAAAAAACAAUCCAAUAGACAUCAACUGUAUUUAUAUCUCUGCUGUUGUAUACAGUACAGACUCCAUUCAUGUUUCAAAAUGCUCAGUAUUGCACAUUGAUCAACUGUACCUAUGCUUGUUACAUGACAUGUACAGUUUAUGAGUUAUUAGGAGCUUUAUGAUACAUUAAAGUCUGUGGAGCCCA
Messenger RNA from Cottoperca gobio, 7633 nucleotides. RefSeq names its product myosin-10. Gene Ontology annotation, cellular component: cytoplasm; myosin II complex; myosin filament. Gene Ontology annotation, molecular function: microfilament motor activity; actin filament binding; ATP binding. The coding region runs from base 282 to 6347 and encodes 2021 amino acids. The transcript is spliced from 42 exons. The record is from RefSeq and is a predicted model, not a curated record. Lineage: Eukaryota; Metazoa; Chordata; Actinopteri; Perciformes; Bovichtidae. Gene Ontology annotation, biological process: mitotic cytokinesis; actomyosin structure organization; regulation of cell shape.